Molecule: messenger RNA, 2558 nt
Organism: Rhea pennata
Lineage: Eukaryota; Metazoa; Chordata; Aves; Rheiformes; Rheidae
Gene: ESPN
Product: espin
Exons: 15
Coding region: 1-2490 (829 amino acids)
Biological process (GO): actin filament bundle assembly
Cellular component (GO): cytoplasm
Molecular function (GO): actin filament binding
Source: RefSeq, a predicted model, not a curated record
AUGGCGCUGGAGCGGGCGCUGCUGGCGGCGCGGCAGGGCGACGUGGAGGCGCUGCGGGCGCUGCGGGCGGCGGGGCUGCUGCGGCCGGGGCUGCGGGACGCGCUCGGCGCCUCGCCCGCGCACCACGCCGCCCGCGCCGGCCGCCUCGCCUGCCUGCGCUACCUGGCCGCCGAGGCGGCGCUCCGCGGCGACGCGCGGGCGCGCAACGGGGCCACGCCGGCCCACGACGCCGCCGCCACCGGCAACCUCGUCUGUCUCCAGUGGCUGCUCACGCAGGGGGGCUGCGGCGUGCAGGACACAGACAACUCCGGUGCCACUAUCCUCCACCUCGCGGCCCGCUUCGGGCACCACGAAGUGAUCGACUGGCUGCUCCGCUUCGGGGGCAGCGACCCCACGGCAGCCACGGACACGGGCGCGCUGCCCGUGCACUACGCUGCGGCCAAAGGAGAUUUCCCUUCCUUGCAACUCCUCCUAGCCCACUGCCCCAGCACGCUCUGUGCCCAGACCAAGACCGGUGCCACCCCUCUGUACCUCGCCUGCCAGGAGGGCCACCUGGAGAUCAUCCAGUACCUGGUGCAGGACUGCGGCGCCGACCCACACGUGCGCGCCGCCGACGGCAUGACGCCGCUGCACGCCGCCGCCCAGAUGGGCCACAACACCGUCAUCGUGUGGCUGAUGAGCUUCACCACGGCGAGCCUCGCGGAGCGGGACGACGCCGGCGCCACGGCCAUGCACUUCGCCGCCAGCCGCGGGCACGCCAAGGUGCUGAGCUGGCUGCUGCUGCACGGCGGCGAGAUCAGCGCCGACGCCUGGGGCGGCACGCCGCUGCACGACGCCGCCGAGAACGGCGAGCUGGAGUGCUGCCAGAUCCUCGUGGUUAACGGUGCCGACCUGGGCGUCCGCGACCACGACGGCUACACGGCGGCCGACCUCGCCGCCUGCAACGGCCACGGCCACUGCGCCGACUACCUGCGCACCGUGGAGAGCAUGAGCCUGGAGCACCGCGUGCUGUCGCGGGACCCCUCCGGCGAGGCGGAGUGCCGGCAGCCCGACUCGGGCAUGUCGUCACCCCACACCACGGCCUCGGCGCCCCAGGCGCGCUUCCGGCUUGGCUCGCCCGCCAGCACCCUCUCCAACUACGACUCCUGCGACUCCAGCCGCUCCAGCACCGGCGAGAAGCGGGGCGGCCCGCCGGCGGCCGCCGCAGCCCGCAGCCCUGCCGCGGCGCUCGCCGACAUGCAGGCCUACAUGGACAUGCUGGACCCCGAGCCGCGGGCGCGGGGCGGCCAGGCGCCCACCGGUGACGGCCCCCCGCCACCCCCCGGCUUCCCGCCGCCGCCGCCGCCGGCCCCCGGCUACCCAGCACCGGCACCGCCCGCCCCGCGCACCGCCGACAUCUACGUGCGGGCCAAGAACAACCUGCGGCACGUGGAGAGCCAGGCGCAGCGCCGGCAGCCGGCGUCGCGCGAGAGCAGCCCCGAGGGCCUGCGCCGGGCCGACUCCACCAGGAAGUCGAGGAACUUCGGGAAGCAGCCCAGCACCGGCGACUACUACCGGCACCUGGGGCCCGGCGCCGCCGAGCAGCCGGGGCCCCGCGGCAUGGCGCACAGCGAGGAGGCGCCGCUCCUCGCCGCCGACACCAUGCACAACGGCGGCCCGGCGGAGAGCAAGGCUGGCACGGAGCCGCCGCCGCCGCCGCCGCCGCUGCCCGCCGCCGCCUGCCCGCCACCGCCGCCGCCGCCACCGCCGGCCGAGGGCCCCGCCGGCCCCCGCCGCUCCUCCUCCUCCGCGGGAAAAGGAAAAGCUUUGAGGCAAAUGAAGAGUACCAAGUCGUUCAACAUGAUGUCCCCCACCGGCGACAACUCGGAGCUGCUGGCUGAGAUCAAGGCUGGCAAGAGCCUCAAGCCGACGCCGCAGAGCAGAGGCUUCACCACCGUCUUCUCCGGCAGUGGCCAGGCGGGGCCCAACGCCGAGUCGCCGGCAUCCUCCCCGUCACCGGCGCGGACGCCCACCCCGCCGGCCACCCCCGAGGCGGCAGUGGCAGCGGUGCCGCGGGCGGGCGGCUCGCCGGAGCCCGUGGUGAACGGCAGCUCGCCGGUGCCGGCGGCGGGGGCCGGGGGCCCUCCGGACGCGGAGGCGCUGGUGCCGAGCCACGACGAGCAGGGCCGGCCCAUCCCCGAGUGGAAGCGGCAGGUGAUGGUGCGCAAGCUGCAGCUGAAGAUGCAGGAGGAAGAGGAGCAGAGGCGCAAGGAGCAGGAGGAGGAGGCGCGCCUGGCCAGCAUGCCGGCCUGGAGGAGGGACAUCCUGCGCAGGAAGCUGGAGGAGGAGAGGGAGCAGAAACGGAAGGAGCAGGAGAAGCUGCGGCGCGAGGAGGAGGAGAAGGAGAAGGAGCAGUCGGAGAAGCUAAGGACUCUUGGGUACGAUGAGAGCAAGCUGGCGCCCUGGCAGCGGCAAAUCAUCCUGAAGAAAGGGGACAUAGCCAAGCACUAGCCGCGCCGCGCUCCGCCCGUGCCGUGCCGUGCCGCGCCGCGCCGUGCCACGGGGCCCGGCCCCGCGCA